Molecule: messenger RNA, 918 nt
Organism: Harmonia axyridis
Lineage: Eukaryota; Metazoa; Arthropoda; Insecta; Coleoptera; Coccinellidae
Gene: Rsph9
Product: radial spoke head protein 9 homolog
Exons: 1
Coding region: 38-880 (280 amino acids)
Biological process (GO): motile cilium assembly; cilium movement involved in cell motility; axoneme assembly
Cellular component (GO): axoneme
Source: RefSeq, a predicted model, not a curated record
UUUGACGUUUUCGAAUGGAAACUGUCAAUGUUCAAACAUGAAUCUAGAAUCUGUUUUGGGGACUUUAGAGACAACUGGUUAUGUUGGCCAUGUUAUAUGUACUGAAGAGGCAAUGGUACUUCACAAUUCCUUGUUGAUUCUUCAAAAUGAAAACCAUUUUCGGAACACGUUUUUCUGGGGGCGAAUUUCAGGAGUAGAACGUGAUUACUACAUAGCCUUCGGCUAUGUCACAGAUGCUCUAAAAGGUAGAGUUUACUAUUACAGUAGAGACUGUGUCAAUUGGGGGCUUUUACCAAACCCAACACAGCAUGCCAAAAAAGUGACACCAUUUUGUAACACGAAAUUUCAAGGAGAUCCGGCUUUAGUGAUUGACAUUAUGAUAGAAAGAGAAGAAACAACAUGGGAUACCCCUCUAUACAAACCGGAAAUCAAGAAACUGAAAGAAGAAGAUAGAUUGGCAGCAACUGUCCAUAUGAUAACGAAUGAGGCUGCUCUGGUGCCACGUGGUGCUUUAUUCACUAAGCCCGAUGGUGUAGUGGUGGAAAAUAUUAGUUUUGAAGGUUUGACUCUGUUGGAUUCACGAGAACUGAGUUCUUAUCAGCACUAUAGAAUGCCUACGAGGAAAUGGAAUACGAAUUUGUUGACUCGAGAUGAUUAUAACUAUGCCACGGAUUUCUUAGAUCCUUUAGAUAUAGACAUACCGGAAGGUUGUUGGCAGAUACAGAUUUUGGCUGGAGAUACUAUAGCUAUAAUCAAGUCAUUGUUUUGGCCUGGCUUGUAUGCCUACCAUGUGGUAGAAACGCCGAAAUAUGGAUUUGUAUAUUUUGGAUCAGGAAAAAAAUGUUUAGAUACAGCUUUUAUGCUUUUACCUUCCUCUUAAUAUGAAUGAAAGGAGAUUAUUAUAAGAGUACAUUGUUA